GAUACGCUCGAGAUGACGGGUAUACAAGUUGUUUUGUGGCAGGCGCAAUGUCGUACACUAAUCCAGUGCUGUCAAAGUAACAGGGCAGUGUAGGAUAAAAAAAUCUUUAAGUAUAUGUUGGAUUAUAUGAUUGGUGUGCAGAAAUUAUUUGUUAAAAGGGUUAUCAAAACAACGCUCACACUUUCUAAAAUAAGUGGAAAUUUGGGUUAAAAGUUACCUCUUUUGUACUUAAGUUAAACCUUACCAAGGGAGCAUGGGUAAGAAAGAGGUGUUCCAGAUAAUCUUGGACAAUCCGAGCGAGAUUUUCUACCCAGAUCAGCUAGUGUCAGGUAGAGUGGUCUUACAGCUCUUUGAUGACAUGAAAAUAUCAGCCAUUAACGUCAUUUUCAAAGGGUUCGCAAACGUUCGUUGGUCUGAAGGUGGUGGCGACAAGAGGAGAACAUACAGCAGCACUGAAAAAUACUUUCAUACUAAAGUAUGUUUAUUUGGUAAAGAACAAACUGGUAAAGACGACGUUAAACUGAAGCCGGACAAGUACAGUUAUCCUUUCAGUUUCCAGCUGGCUAAGGGGUUACCGUCAUCCUACGAGGCAAAGAUAGGCCGAGUUCGAUAUACUUUAAAAGCACACAUUGACAUACCAUGGGCAUUUGACAAAUAUACAAAAAGAUUAAUUACAGUCGUUAAUCUGCUCGAUUUAAACGCUAUUCCUGGUGCAAUGAAUGGGUCAUCAAAAACUGACGAGAAGACCCUUUGCUGUUUAUGUUGCAAGUCCGAUCCUAUCACAGCCACCGUCAUGUUGGACAGGACAGGAUAUGUACCGGGAGAGUCAGUCGUCUUCCGGGCGGAAAUCAACAACAGAAGUGACAGAGAAAUGACAUGCAGCUCCGCCAAACUUGUUAUGCUAGUUUUGUAUCAUGCAACGUCCAAGACAAAGAAAGUAAAUAACGUUCUCUUUGAGCUGAAGCACGGGAAAAUUGAUGGCGGUGGCACGGAUAUUUGGAUGAACGAAAAACUGCACAUACCGCCUGUACCCCCGUCUUAUCUCCAAGGCUGUAACAUUAUAGAUAUCAGAUAUUAUGUGAUGAUCACGGUGGAUCCGUCUGGCGCUGGCUUUGAUCUUAAUGUUCCACUUGAAGUUGUGAUUGGCAGCAUUCCACUAUCGUCCAUUGCUGAACAACACGGCAUGGUGCUACCACAGCAACCCCAGGCUACACUUCUACAACCGUCACCCGGAGCACCAAAAGGCAUUUACAGUGCCACCGCCAUGCCAACAAACUUACCUCAAGCUACGCUGGUAGAGAGUGCCAUGGGUCGUGUUAACACAACGGAAGAUGAUGACACCAAGGAGACAACAGGCAACACAGACUUUGCUCCAGUCUACACAUAUUAUAACUGGGAUAAACCAGACCCUAAAAAUACAUUCACUGUGCAGUGUCAGUAACAUUUUCAAUUAAACGGUUGAAAACCAUCGAUUUAGGGUCAUGCUCUGUAAUAACCUGCAUAACUACAUACAUAAAUAGAUUAAUUUAAUUUGUA
Mercenaria mercenaria is the source of this 1536-nucleotide messenger RNA. Its product is annotated as arrestin domain-containing protein 3-like. Gene Ontology annotation, biological process: protein transport. The transcript is spliced from 7 exons. Lineage: Eukaryota; Metazoa; Mollusca; Bivalvia; Venerida; Veneridae. The record is from RefSeq and is a predicted model, not a curated record. Bases 254 to 1441 code for a protein of 395 amino acids. Gene Ontology annotation, cellular component: cytoplasm.